Molecule: messenger RNA, 330 nt
Organism: Leptosia nina
Lineage: Eukaryota; Metazoa; Arthropoda; Insecta; Lepidoptera; Pieridae
Source: the annotation of a GenBank genome assembly
AUGUCGGACACAUCCAAAGAUGACGAAGACAGCAGUUCGAAUAACAAUAAUUCGCUUCCUACCGUUAUUUACACCGAUUCUACAGAACCUGAAAAUUCUCAACCAAAUUUAUCCACUUCAGAGUCAAAGCUGUCCUUACCUUCGGCUGUAGGUACCCCUACUUCGCCUUUAUUGGUGAACAGUCCAUUGUCUUUGCCGAAUUCACCCACUCCCUUCGUCAAAACCCUUCAAACAAUACCCAAUAAAUCCUUUGAGCAGUCUCUUCACAAAUCACCAACUAAACAAAACACGAUGAAGCCGGCAGAUUCGGGAUCAGCUACAGGUUGGUAA